AUGCUGAGCAGCUCAAACAUUGGCAGCAAUGGGAAUGGCGGCAACAAUGACUACAGCACCGGCGCAGCUAAAUACGAAGGACUGGAUGGCACCAACGGAAACGGCGGUGGUAGUUCAGCUUCUAGCGGCAAUUCCUGGAAUCUCGGCGGAUCAUCAAAUAUGAGUCUCAAGUACGAGAGCAACAAAAUUGGCGGAAACAGCGGCGGAAAUGGAAACGGCUCCUGGUCGACCGGGAACAGCAUGGGCGGCCUCGUUGACGGCCUCGGCGGCUCGGUCCUCUCCAACAACGGCGGUUUUGGAGGCCUGGGCGACGGAAGUGGCGGUGUGAAUGGUACUGGUCAUCUCGUUUCCAACUCGAUCUCCUCAGCGGCAGCCGCUGCAGCCGCCGCCGAUCCGUUUGGCUUUGUGACGGCCCAUGCGGCGAAUGAUGCGCUGAGCAAAUCGACCUCCUUUGCCUACUACUCACAGUUCGCCGGCGGAGGCAUCAGAGGGCUGACGUUGUAA
Molecule: messenger RNA, 504 nt
Organism: Rhagoletis zephyria (snowberry fruit fly)
Lineage: Eukaryota; Metazoa; Arthropoda; Insecta; Diptera; Tephritidae
Product: glycine, alanine and asparagine-rich protein-like
Source: RefSeq, a predicted model, not a curated record